Molecule: messenger RNA, 4766 nt
Organism: Cinclus cinclus
Lineage: Eukaryota; Metazoa; Chordata; Aves; Passeriformes; Cinclidae
Gene: FCHO2
Product: FCH and mu domain containing endocytic adaptor 2
Exons: 26
Coding region: 90-2522 (810 amino acids)
Biological process (GO): clathrin-dependent endocytosis; clathrin coat assembly; synaptic vesicle endocytosis
Cellular component (GO): plasma membrane; clathrin-coated vesicle; cytoplasm
Source: RefSeq, a predicted model, not a curated record
GCGGCGGCGGCGCCCGUUUCCUCCGUCGCGUCUCGGCGGCUGCGGCGGCCGCGGCCGGGCUCGCCGGUGGCCGGGGCUGCGGAGGAAGGAUGGCGUUCUUCGUGGAAAACUUCUGGGGAGAAAGGAACAAUGGCUUUGAUGUCCUCUAUCACAAUAUGAAACACGGACAUUUGUCAACAAAGGACUUAGCAGAUUUUAUUAGAGAAAGGGCUACAAUAGAGGAGACAUAUUCAAGGUCGAUGACAAAACUAGCCAAAUCAGCAAGCAAUUACACACAACUUGGGACAUUUGCGCCAGUUUGGGAUGUUUUCAAAACUUCAACAGAAAAGCUAGCAAGUUGUCACUUGGAUCUUGUGCGGAGAUUACAAGAGCUAAUAAAAGAAGUUCACAAGUAUGGAGAUGAACAGAUCAAAGCAUAUAAGAAGACUAAAGAAGAUGUUUCAGGAACUUUGGAAGCAGUGCAAAAUAUUCAAAGUAUCACUCAGGCCUUGCAGAAAUCAAAAGAGAACUACAAUGCAAAGUGUGUGGAACAAGAACGCUUGAAAAAGGAAGGAGCAACACAGAGAGAAAUUGAAAAGGCAGCAGUUAAAUCUAAAAAAGCAACAGAUACCUAUAAACUGUAUGUGGAGAAGUAUGCUGCAUUUAAAUCUGAUUUUGAACUGAAAAUGACGGAAACAGCACAGAAAUUUCAAGACAUAGAAGAAAUGCACCUGCUUCGUAUGAAAGAGAUUAUACAGUCAUUAUCAAAUACCAUAAAAGAAAUUCAUUUACAAAUAGGAGAGGUGCAUGAAGAGUUUAUUAAUAACAUGACAAAUACUACAGUUGAGAGUUUAAUACAGAAAUUUGCUGAGUCAAAAGGAACUGGCAAGGAAAGACCUGGCCCUGUUGAGUUUGAAGAAUGUAACACAUCCAGUGUAGCCGAAGGGAUAAAACCACGGAAAAGGAAGCCUUUUGGCUUAUCAGGAAUAAUGAAAAAGGAAAAAGAUACUGAAUCUGUGGAGUGUCCAGAUGCAGACUCAGUUAACUUUCCUGAUGUAGAUGAUGAAGGAUACAGCAUUAAACCGGAAGCAACACAGGAUACCAAAGAGAACCAUUUCUAUUCAUCCAGUGAUUCUGACUCUGAAGAUGAUGAACCUAGGAGGUUCCAUGUGGAAAUAAAACCUGUCCAGCCAAAUAACAGCUCUCAAUACACUAUGCCUUCUUUGGAUGAAUUAAAAGUAUCCAUAGGGAACAUCACUCUUUCUCCAGCAAUAUCUCAGAGACACAGUCCUGCACAAAUGAAUCAAAAUUCAUCCAGUGAAGAGUUAACAAAAUCAAAACUUUCUGCUCCAGCUAUUGAAAAGGGGAACAGUGACUUCCUGGCAUGGGAUCCACUCUUCAGCACUUCUCUUGAAUCUUCCUCUUCAGCUUCUCUGGCAUCCUCAUCCUCCUCAGCAAGGCCCACCACUCCUCUUUCUGUAGGCGCUAUUGUACCCCCUCCAAGGCCUGCUUCAAGACCAAAGCUGUCUACUGGGAAACUUAGUGGGAUUAAUGAAAUACCUAGGCCCUUCAGCCCUCCAUUGACCUCUAACUCAAGUCCACCUCCAGCAGCUCCUUUGGCACGAGCAGAGAGCAUUUCUUCUAUAUCCUCUUCUGCUUCCCUCAGUGCAGCAAACACACCUACAGUUGGUGUUUCACGUGGUCCCAGCCCCGUCAGCCUUGGAAACCAGGACACCUUGCCUGUUGCAGUAGCUCUUACUGAAUCUGUUAACGCCUACUUUAAAGGAGCAGAUCCCACAAAAUGUAUUGUGAAGAUUACUGGUGAUAUGACAAUAUCAUUCCCAAGCGGGAUUAUUAAAGUCUUCACCAGCAACCCAUCUCCUGCUGUGCUCUGCUUCAGGGUGAAAAACACAAGCAAACUAGAGCAGAUUCUUCCAAAUGCACAACUUGUAUACAGUGAUCAGUCACAAAGUGAUUCCAGUACUAAGGACUUUUGGAUGAACAUGCAAGCUAUAACGGUCUACCUCAAGAAAUUAUCAGAGCAGAAUCCAUCUGCAUCCUAUUACAAUGUGGAUGUUUUAAAGUAUCAGGUAUCUUCAAAUGGCAUACAGUCUACUCCCUUGAAUCUUGCAACUUACUGGAAAUGUGAUGCUAGCACUACUGAUGUGAGAGUGGAUUAUAAAUACAAUCCAGAGUCUAUGAAUGUGCCUAGUAUGCUGUCUAAUGUCCAGGUUGUGGUACCAGUAGAUGGAGGAGUAAUAAACAUGCAGUCACUUCCACCUGCAAAAUGGAAUGCAGACCAGAUGAAAGCAUGUUGGAAAAUAUCUAGCAUUUCAGAAAAGUCUGAGAAUGGAGGUUCUGGAUCCCUCAGGGCAAAAUUUGAGCUUUCAGGAGGACCCAGUAAACCAGCAACGCUUGCAGUGCAAUUCAUCAGUGAAGGAAGCACCCUUUCAGGAGCAGAUGUGGAACUCGUAGGCACUGGCUAUCGGCUUUCCCUUCUUAAGAAGAGAUUUGCCACUGGACGGUAUAUGGCAGACUGUUGAUGUACCUGUGAAAGUCAUCAGAUCAGCAUUGCAAGAAACACACUCUGCCCUCUCUACUUUUCAAACACUAUUUUAACAUGCAUUAAUUUUUCCAAAAUAUUGACCUACUUUGAGGCUAAACUACAGAAAGUAAAUGCACUUUUUAGAGUAAUUUUGGAAACUUUUUAUUACUUUACAAUAGCACUGAAAUUAACUUCAACACUGUCUGUAAAUGAUCAACUGCAAUACUUGGGAAAAUUUGCUGAAAAAUUAGUAAUUUUGUAUAGAGGAGGUCAAAAUAGUAAUCCACAGUUGUAAUGAAAGUAUGAAAUUUUUAUGUUGUACUGUAAACCUAAAAAUGUAGGAGCGCUAGUAAGAAAUAUUUGAGCUUUUCAUAAGUAAUACUCAUUUUUCAGAUUCUUUAAUUGCCAGCUUUGAAUUGACAGUUUAUAAAGAUAGCAGAGGCUAAGUCUCAUGUAGUUCUUUCCAUUCUUACCACAAGACCAACUGAGUUAGAGAUCUAUAAAAGUAAAUUGAUACCCAUAUAUCAUAUAUUAUUAAAACAUAAGUUGUUUUACAUAGGGGUUUUUUAAAUUAAGUGCAAUGUGUUACAAAUUGCAAAACACAGCAGAGAUUUACUUCUGCAGUUAGUAAAAUUUUUUGGGCCUUGUGAUAGUUUGAGUUAAUGCAGUAGAUUUAAUUUAUUUUUAUAUUAAUUGUGUAACAUUUGUGCCUUUCAAAUAAGCAUGUGCCUAUUCAAUUUGAAACUCACGUGCCUCUCUUCCUUUUUCAAAGUUUGGCUCUUCAUCAAGAAAGCAUGGUGUUUGGAUUAUACACGCGACUCUAUAAAAGUUCUUUUUUCAAUUUAUUUAGAAGUCAGGUUUGCAAAAACUGUAGUUUGUUUUAAAAGAAAUUUAAAACACUGAAUUACUUCCUCAAGGAAUAAUUGCAGUUAAAUGUGGCUUUAAUAAAGGGAGCUGCAUCAUGCAGGAUUUGGAAAUUUUUUAUUAAGUAAUUUUAAUGUCACCAAAGAGAAGAAUCUGAAAAAUAAGUGAAGAUAGGAAAAACAAACUUCUAAAAGCAGAUAGUGUUACUCUUUGCUUUGGCUAUAAAUCUUCAGACUCUGAGUGUUUUUGGGGAUGUGUGAUGUGAAUGUACACAUAGUACUUCAGGAGGCAUUUAAAAACGAUAUUUUAUGGCUGCAGGAUGACAAAUCCUGUCAUGUAUUCUUUUUUGUUUAAUAUAACUAGCAAUUUUGAUAUUUGUAUUUUAAUAUAAUCUGCUUGCUGCAGCCUAAGAACGGGGAUGUGACACAUUAGUAACAAUUUUUUAAAGCAAGUCACUAAUUUAGAACGUUUUCUAUGUAUUUGUAUUACCAAGUUGUUCGUUUGUAAUGUUGAAAUCAUAAGCAUUGGAGCAAAAUAAUUAAAUAACCUGCAUGUGGCAAUUUCAAAUGAACAUUUAGCAUAUCAGUAUCUAUUUCAAAUUCUCUAUUAAAACAGUAAAACAUGCUUGAGUUAAUUCAUGCAAAGCCAGUAAUGAAUUGGACUGCUGAAGCUUUAGAAGAAAUUAUGCCUUUGUAGAAGCUGCAUAAAUUGUCAUGUACACUAGACACUUUUGCUGGUGAGAGUUUCAUUGUUAGUACUAAGAACAUAGUGUACUGUAGAUUUGAUUGGAAGAGUAUAUUUUGCUAAUCUUAUUGAUGAUAAAUUUACAAGUCAUAAAAUGGUAGCAUUUUUAUUGGAAUUUCAGUUGUAACCUGCUUUACAAUCAAUCUGAUUAACACAACAAUAUUUUAUUAAUGAAAACCCAAACCUAUUAUUGCUAUUUUUAAUCAAGUAUUACAUUAAUCUUUAAGUUAAAUGAAGUAGUUAAUGUUUCAGCACUUUCAAACUAGCCUUCAUUCAGGUGUUUUUCAUACAUUUGCAUUGGGUGCAGGUUACAAUUUUGAAGCCAUACAAGUUUAUAUAGACAUUUUGUAAAGAAAUUCAAAAACAAUGUAAAAAGUAUGUGUAACUAUCUGAUCUUAAAUAAAAAAAAUAUGUAGCAAGCUGGUUCUUGCUUGUGUAUACAGCAAUAUCCCUUGUAGCUGCCUCCUAAGGAAAUUAAUUUGUAAACACAACUCUAAAGGAUCUGAAUUUUUAUGAAUUGUUACUACGUUAGACUGUAAAUUAGAGCAUACAAGUUUAUCUUUCAAAAAUUGUAAAUACACUGAAUUUUCAAAAAAUGUAAAUUUUAAAAAUUUGCACCCAUAAUAAACAUGUA